This is a messenger RNA of Funneliformis caledonium, 168 nucleotides long. Lineage: Eukaryota; Fungi; Glomeromycota; Glomeromycetes; Glomerales; Glomeraceae. The record is from the annotation of a GenBank genome assembly.
AUGUCUUGCCCUUGUGGAGAAAAUUGUGCUUGUGGAAUGAGCUGCUCAUGCGCAUGCGGUGGUUCACCCGUUAAUAAUAAUACCAAUACUGAACCAUGCGGAAAUGGAACUUGCACUUGUGGAGAAGGUUGCGCAUGCUCAACUAGCGACUGUAUUUGCGGAAACUAA